This is a messenger RNA of Lepus europaeus (European hare), 4620 nucleotides long. RefSeq names its product periaxin (gene PRX). Gene Ontology annotation, biological process: peripheral nervous system myelin maintenance; regulation of RNA splicing. Bases 178 to 4350 code for a protein of 1390 amino acids. Gene Ontology annotation, cellular component: cytoplasm; nucleus. Lineage: Eukaryota; Metazoa; Chordata; Mammalia; Lagomorpha; Leporidae. The transcript has 5 exons. The record is from RefSeq and is a predicted model, not a curated record. Gene Ontology annotation, molecular function: protein binding.
GGCGCGAGACCUGCGGAGAGCUGUGCGGCUCCUCCGGCUGGGCUCCUGCUAGGAGGGAGCACCUGUGCUCGGGUGGCGGCUCAGAGGCAGCUGCUCCAUGCAGAGCUGAAGCUGGUCUUGCAGCAGAAGGGGGAGAGGAAGCAGGAGCCGGGGCCCCCGGUGACUGCCAGCGGCGCCAUGGAGGCCAGGAGCCGGAGUGCUGAGGAGCUGAGGCGGGCGGAGCUGGUGGAGAUCAUUGUGGAGACAGAGGCGCAGACCGGAGUCAGCGGCAUCCACGUCGCGGGAGGCGGCAAAGAAGGAAUCUUCGUCCGCGAGCUGCGCGCGGACUCCCCAGCCGCCAGGAGCCUCAGCCUGCAGGAAGGGGACCAGCUGCUGAGCGCCCGCGUGUUCUUUGAGAAUGUCAAGUACGAGGACGCACUGCGCCUGCUCCAAUGUGCCGAACCUUACAAGGUCUCCUUCUGCCUGAAGCGCACCGUGCCCACCGGGGACCUGGCGCUGCGGCCCGGCACCGUGGCCGGCUACGAGAUGAAGGGCCCGCGGGCCAAGGUGGCCAAGCUGAACAUCCAGAGUCUGUCCCCUGUGAAGAAGAAGAAGAUGGUGAUCCCCGGGGCCCUUAGGGCCCCUGCAGACCUGGCCCCCGUUGACGUCGAGUUCUCCUUUCCCAAGUUCUCCCGUAUGCGCCGUGGUGUCCAAGGCGAGGCUGUGGAGGGUCCCGCCCCAGCCGCCCCCACGCGCCGGCGCCUCCAGCUGCCACGGCUGCGCGUGCGAGAAGUGGCCCAAGAGGCCCAGGCAGCUCGGCUGGCUGCCGCGGCUCCCCCCACCAGGAAGGCCAAGGUGGAGGCUGAGGGGGCAGCAGGAGCCCGCUUCACGGCCCCCCAGGUAGAGCUGGUUGGGCCCCGGCUGCCAGGUGCUGAGGUGGGCGUCCCGCAGGUCCCAGCUCCCAAAGCGGCCCCCUCAGCAGAGGCAGCCAGCGGCUUUGCCCUCCUGCCAACCCUUGGCCUGGGAGCCCCAGCUGCACCUGCUGUGGAGCCUCCGGCUGUGGGGAUCCAGGUCCCCCAGGUGGAGCUGCCCACCUUGCCCUCCCUGCCCACUCUGCCCACACUUCCCUGCCUGGAGGCCCGGGAAGGGGUUGCAGCAGUGACCGUGCCCACCUUGGAUGUGGCGGCACCUGCUGUGGGUGUGGACCUGGCCUUGCCGGGUGCAGAGGUGGAGGCCCGGGGAGAGCCGCCUGAGGUAGCCCUGAAGAUGCCCCGCCUCAGUUUCCCCCGCUUUGGGGCUCGAGCGAAGGACGUGGCCGAGGCCAAGGUGGCUAAGGGCAGCCCGGAGGCCAAGGUGAAGGGGCCCAGACUUCGAAUGCCCACCUUUGGGCUUUCCCUCCUGGAACCUCGGGCUGCUGCCCCUGAAGCCGCUGUCGAAAGCAAGCUGAAGCUGCCCACCCUCAAGAUGCCCACCCUUGGCAUCGGGGUGUCGGGGCCCGAGGUCAAGGUGCCCAAGGCACCUGAAAUGAAGCUCCCCAAGGUGCCCGAGGUGGCCGUGCCUGAGGUGCGCCUGCCGGAGGUGCAGCUGCCCAAAGUGUCAGAGAUGAAGCUCCCCAAGGUGCCCGAGGUGGCCGUGCCCGAGGUGCGCCUGCCGGAGGUGCAGCUGCCGAAGGUGUCAGAGAUGAAGCUCCCCAAGGUGCCCGAGGUGGCCGUGCCUGAGGUGCGCCUGCCGGAGGUGCAGCUGCCGAAGGUGUCAGAGAUGAGGCUCCCCAAGGUGCCCGAGGUGGCCGUGCCCGAGGUGCGCCUCCCGGAGGUGCAGCUGCCGAAGGUGUCAGAGAUGAGGCUCCCCAAGGUGCCCGAGGUGGCCGUGCCCGAGGUGCGCCUCCCGGAGGUGCAGCUGCCGAAGGUGUCAGAGAUGAGGCUCCCCAAGGUGCCCGAGGUGGCCGUGCCCGAGGUGCGCCUCCCGGAAGUGCAGCUGCCGAAGGUGUCAGAGAUGAGGCUCCCCAAGGUGCCCGAGGUGGCCGUGCCUGAGGUGCACCUCCCGGAAGUGCAGCUGCCAAAAGUUCCAGAAAUGAAACUUCCAGAAAUGAAGCUCCCUAAAGUGCCCGAGGUGGCCGUGCCCGAGGUGCGCCUCCCGGAGGUGCAGCUGCCCAAAGUGUCAGAGAUGAAGCUCCCCAAGAUGCCCGAGGUGGCCGUGCCUGACCUGCACCUCCCAGAGGUGCAGCUGCCAAAGAUUCCAGAAAUGAAACUUCCAGAGAUGAGGCUCCCCAAGGUGCCCGAGGUGGCUGUGCCCGAGGUGCGCCUCCCAGAGGUGCAGCUGCCGAAGGUGUCAGAGAUGCGGCUGCCAGACCUGCAGGCGCCCAAGGUCCCGGAGGUGUGUCUUCCACAGCCCCCACAGGUGGAGCUGCCCCAGGCCCCAGGGGUGCAGCUGAAAGCUGCCAGGCCAGAGCAGGCAGAAGGGAUGGAAUCUGGCUUCCGGAUGCCCAAGCUGGGGAGGGCAGAGUCCCCGAAGCGAGGGAAGCUGGCCGAGGCAGGUGCCCAGCUUUCAGGGCCGCUGCUGGCACUGCCUUGUCUGCAGCCAGAGGUGGGUGGAGAGGCUCGUGCGGGUGCUGCCUCGCUCGCUCUGCCCUCAGUGGAGCUAGACCUGCCGGGGGCCCUCAGCCUGAAGGCGCCUCCCCAAGCCGAGCAGCCAGAGGGCGCCAGGGUGGUCGGCGAGGCGGGCUUCCGGGUGCCCUCUGUGGAGCUUGUUGCCCCGCAGCUGCCCGCGGCCGAGGCUGAGGAAGGACGUCCAGAGGCGAUGGAGAUGAAAGCCAAGCCCUCCUCCAGGUUCUCCCUGCCCAAGUUUGGACUCUCGGGGCCAAAGGUGGCCAAGGUGGAGGCUGAGGGGGCGGGGCGCGCCUCCAAGCUGAAAGUGUCCAAGUUCGCCAUCUCGCUCCCCAAGGCUCGGGCGGGCACCGAGGCUGAGGCCAAAGGCGCCGGCGAGGCAGGCCUGCUGCCCGCCCUCGAUCUGUCCAUCCCGCAGCUCAGCCUGGACGGCCGACCGCCAGAGAGCAAGGUGGAGGUGGCAGGGGCUGACAGCAAGCUCAAAGGGUCCAGGUUUGCUCUGCCCAAGUUUGGGGUGAGAGGCCGGGACACCGAGGCGGGAGAACUAGCGCCGGGCGUGGUGGACCUGGAGGCCAAGGGCUGGGGCUGGGAUGGGAAGGUGAAGGUGCCCAGGCUGAGGAUGCCGUCCUUUGGGCUGGCUCGAGGCAAGGAGGCAGAAGCCCAGGGUGGGCGCGGCGGCCCUGGGGAAAAGCCAGAGUCCACCGCUGGGCAGCUCAAGAUCCCUGAGGUGGAGCUGGUCACGCCGGGGGCCCAGGAGGCGGCAGGGACAGAAGGGGCGGUGGCUGUCCCUGGAAUGUCCGUGACCACGACCAAGCAGGUGGUCACUGAAGGCCACGAGGGGGAGCCGAGGAGGCCCCCACUGGGUAUCUCGCUGCCCCAGGUUGAGCUGACCAACUUUGGGGAGGCUCAGGCUGAGGGUACAGCCCCUUCAUCCCAGGGCACAGUAGGCCAUAAGAUCCAGGUGCCUCAAGUGAGCCUGGUACUCCCUGGCACCCAGGCGGCCGGUGGGGAGCUGCUGGUGGGUGAGGGCGUCUUCAAGAUGCCCACCGUGACCGUGCCGCAGCUCGAGCUGGACGUGGGGCUGGGCCACGAGGUGCAGGCGGCCGAGGCAGCCACAGGCGAGGGUGGCCUGGGGCUGAAGUCGUCCACCCCGGGAGCAGGAGCCAGGGCUGAGGACCAGGCCCCGGGGGCUGAGCGCACCUUCCGCCUCUCACUGCCCGAUGUGGAGCUCUCGCCACCGGCCGUGGGCAGCCACGCCGAGUACCAGGUGGCAGACGGGGAGGGGGAUGUGGGGCACAAGCUCAAGGUGCGGCUGCCCAGGUUUGGCCUGGCGCGGGCCAGGGAGGGCGGGGAGGAGGGCGAGAAGGCCAAGAGCCCCAAGCUCAGGUUGCCCCGCGUGGGCUUUGGCCACAGUGAGACAGCCACCACGGAGGGCUCUCCCAGCCCCGAGGAGGAGGAAGAGGAGGGUGAUGGGGAAGGCGCCUCUGGUCGCAGGGGCCGGGGCAGGGUCCGCUUGCCCCGAGUGGGCCUGGUGGCCCCUCCUAGGACCCCUAGGGGACAGGAUGGGGAGGCGGCGUCCAAGUCCCCUGUCGGGGAGAAGUCGCCCAAGUUUCGCUUCCCCAGGGUGUCCCUAAGCCCCAAGGCCAGAAGCGGGAGUGGGGACAGGGAUGAGGGUGGCUUCAGGGUCCGGCUGCCCAGUGUGGGGUUUUCAGAGGCAGGGGCUCCAGGCCCCACCAGGCUGGAGGGGGCUCAGGCUGCUGCUGUCUGAAGUUCUGGGCAGAUUGCGCCGCGCCUGCUGCCUGCUUUCUGGGCCGCCUACCCCAUUUGUGUGUGGAUAACUAGCACUAACCCCGAGACGGAGGGCGGGGGGCACGGAGCCGGCAGGGGCUCUGGCAGGUGCCAGGCCAUGUGAAUAAAUAAUCCGAGGUAGCCACAUGUGCUGUCUCCAGUGUGUGUGUGUGUGUGGGGGGGGGUUCAGAGAAAGGAGUCCCCAAAGAGGAGGUUCUGGGAUGCACUGGAGCCCAGCCUGGGGUGAAGC